Messenger RNA from Triticum turgidum subsp. durum (durum wheat), 939 nucleotides. NCBI's taxonomy places the organism in Eukaryota, Viridiplantae, Streptophyta, Magnoliopsida, Poales, Poaceae. The record is from the annotation of a GenBank genome assembly.
AUGGGUUUCUUGAUCUGCGCCUGCCUCCUCCAGCUGCUCUUCUUGGGCUCUUCUCCGGCGGCGGCGCAGUCGCCGUCUCCGGCGAGGGCCCUGGACGCAAUGCUGCAGGGCUACGCGUACCGGGCCUUCGUCCGGCCGCACACCGGCAUUGUCUACAACGGCACCGUGCCCGCGGACCUCGCCGGCGUCGCGGUGUCCGGGCUCCGCCUGCGCAGCGGCAGCCUGCGGAGGAAAGGCUUCUCCGACUAUUUCGAGUUCAGCAUCCCCCCUGGCGUCAUCGUGCAGCCGUACGUGGAGAGGGUGGUGCUCGUGUACCACAAUUUGGGCGAGCUGUCGGAGAAGUACUACCCGCUCCCCGGCUACACCUACCUCUCGCCCAUUCUCGGCCUGCUGGUCUACGACGCUGCCAACUUGUCAGCAGCGGGGUUGUCCGAGCUGAGCAUCGUCGCGUCAGGGAGCCCCAUUUCUGUGAGUUUCAGCAAUGUGAGGGCGGUGCCCCCAGGCAGUCCAGCGCCGCAGUGUGUCUGGUUUGAUCUGGAUGGCGUGCCACAGUUCCGGGGCUUGGAGGCAAACAACGUGUGUGCAACGUAUCGCCGAGGGCACUUCUCCAUAGUGGUGAACUCCAGUGAGGUUGCUCCUGCUCCAGGGCCUUCAGGCGCAAUUGCCCCACCGAUACCGACUAAUGGUGGUCGUGAUAAGGGUAGUUCGGACGCAUGGAAGAUUGCUGUCGGCGUUGUUGGGGGCGUCAUUGCAUUGGGUCUGUUGGCUUUGCUUCUGGUAUGUUUCGUCAGAUAUAAAAGGGAAAAGAAGAUGGAGGUGAUGGAACGAAAUGCGGAGGUCGGGGAGACUUUGCGCAUGGCGCAGGUUGGGCGGUCGCAAGCGCCUGUAGCGUUGGGAACGCGAACAAAACCUGUGAUUGAGAGCGAGUAUGUUGUGUAG